Molecule: messenger RNA, 4959 nt
Organism: Sphaerodactylus townsendi
Lineage: Eukaryota; Metazoa; Chordata; Lepidosauria; Squamata; Sphaerodactylidae
Gene: KCNQ1
Product: potassium voltage-gated channel subfamily Q member 1
Exons: 17
Coding region: 44-2113 (689 amino acids)
Biological process (GO): potassium ion transport; transmembrane transport
Cellular component (GO): voltage-gated potassium channel complex; membrane
Molecular function (GO): voltage-gated potassium channel activity
Source: RefSeq, a predicted model, not a curated record
ACUCGGCUGCUUGCUUUCCCCUGCCGCUCUCCUUGGCGCAACAAUGUCGUCCUCCUCGCCGUCCACUCCCCAGGCGGACAGGAAACCGUGGGGCUGGGGGCGCUUCUCCGUCGGGGCCAGGAAAGGCACCAUGAAGCCGUCCUCCCUGGAGUUGGACGAGGACGCCCCCAGAGCGCAUUACGCGCCCUUCUCCCUCUCGGCGCCGGCAGGACCGCAGGGCGCGCCUCAGCAGAAGCAGCAGGACUGCGCCGGGACGGGGGCGCCGCCGGUGGUGGUGAGCGCCGACUUCCCGCGCCCCCCGGUCAGCCUGGACCCGCGGGUCUCCAUCUAUAGCGUCCGUAGACCCCUGCUGACCCGGAGCAAUAUCCAAGGCCGGGUGUACAACUUCUUGGAGAGACCCACAGGCUGGAAGUGCUUCGUCUAUCACUUCACGGUUUUCCUCAUAGUGCUGGUGUGCCUUAUAUUCAGUGUGCUUUCCACGAUUGAUCAAUAUUCAACUCUGGCCACGGGGACAUUAUUUUGGAUGGAAAUUGUAUUAGUGGCAUUUUUUGGAACAGAGUAUGUGGUUCGUUUGUGGUCUGCAGGAUGCCGCAGUAAAUAUGUUGGCUUUUGGGGAAGACUUCGUUUUGCUAGGAAGCCUAUUUCUAUAAUUGAUUUAAUUGUAGUCGUUGCUUCAAUGAUAGUGCUCUGUGUGGGCUCUAAACAAGUUUUUGCAACCUCUGCUAUCAGAGGAAUCCGAUUUCUGCAGAUCCUGCGCAUGCUACAUGUAGACCGACAAGGUGGCACAUGGAGACUGUUGGGUUCAGUAGUUUUCAUUCAUAGACAGGAAUUGAUUACAACUCUCUACAUUGGCUUUCUAGGCCUGAUUUUUUCUUCUUAUUUUGUGUACCUGGCUGAAAAAGAUGCUGUGAAUGGUGAUGAUGAAAAUAAGUUUGUCAGCUAUGCAGAUGCACUUUGGUGGGGAGUAGUGACUGUUACAACCAUUGGAUAUGGAGACAUUGUGCCCAGGACAUGGAUAGGAAAAACCAUUGCAUCUUGCUUUUCUGUAUUUGCAAUUUCAUUUUUUGCCCUACCUGCGGGAAUUCUUGGCUCGGGAUUUGCUCUGAAGGUACAACAGAAACAAAGACAGAAGCACUUCAACCGACAAAUUCCAGCAGCUGCUUCUCUCAUUCAGACUGCCUGGAGGUGCUAUGCAUCAGAAAACCCAGACUCUUCUACAUGGAAAAUAUACAUAAGAAAACCUUCCAGAAAUUAUCAUUUGAUGUCCCCUAGUCCCAAACCCAAAAAAGUAGGAAUGGUAUCGGUGAAAAAGAAGAAGUUUAAGUCAGAAAAAGAUAAUGGACUUAAUUCUCCUGACAGAAUGCUACCUGUCCCACAAAUUACAUAUGACCAUGUGACAGAUGACAGAAACUGUGAAAAUUUUCAGCUGGAUGCAUAUGAAAAUUCUGUCCGGCAGCAUUCCUGGACAUCCUUUUCUACAGAGCAGCCAUCUUCCAGUUCUCCUCCUUCUCCAGUGAAAAAAAGCUCUCCAUUUUUAGAUACAAACACUGGAUCAUUCAUUAGGACCAAUAGUUUUGCUGAUGAACUUGACCUAGAGGGUGAGACGUUGCUGACCCCAAUAACUCACAUCUCACAUUUGCGAGAGCAUCACCGUUCAGCCAUUAAGGUGAUACGUCGGAUCCAGUAUUUUGUGGCAAAAAAGAAAUUUCAGCAAGCCAGAAAACCUUAUGAUGUACGCGAUGUUAUAGAACAAUAUUCUCAGGGUCAUCUCAACUUAAUGGUGCGAAUAAAAGAGCUUCAAAGAAGGUUGGACCAAUCUAUAGGGAAACCAUCACUGUUUAUUUCUGUCUCAGAAAAAAACAAAGACCGAGGGAAUAAUACAAUUGGUGCCCGGCUGAACAGAGUAGAAGACAAGGUUGUCCAAAUGGACCAGAAGCUGAACCUCAUCACCGACCUGCUGCACCACCUGGUGUCCAGCCAGGGAGGAAACCAAAGCAGCCACAAAUCAUCUCAAAGGAAUGAUGUUAAUUCUGACCUCUUUCUCUCCAGCAACACUCUUCCUACCUAUGAGCAACUGACAGUUCCACGGAGCAUUCAAGAAGAUGUAUCCUGAUGCAGCAUCAUUUUCUUCUUUUUAAAUGACACUGAACAUUGUGAAUCUUGCUGAGGUGGGAUGGGGACAAAUUAAAGCUCAUGAUCAGCCAUAAAAUAAUCAAACCUGUCUACUAUAUCAAUGUUACUUAACCUCAGAUGCAUUCUUCCAAAGAAUCAUUCAAACAACCACGGAACCUUAAAACCUGCACUGUGUUGUUUUUAAUGUGGUACAUUUGUUGUUUCUAUUUUUUUUCAAUCAUAGUUGUGCAAUCUGUCAUUACACUGAAAGACCAAAAACAUUAAAGUGAUCAUAACGCAAGCAAGCAUUUUACUGGAUACUGCUGCUGCCAGCAAGGUGUGGAAAUGCAACACAAAUGCUUCUGAAGGGGUUUUCUAGCUCUGUAGCAGCUUGGCUUGGCAUAUUGCAUCCUAUAGUUCUUUAAUAAUAGUGAUACUUGAACAAAGAUGGUAAUGUGUAUUUUCUGUCUAUGAUUCUUCUGAUAGCAAUACAAUUUUGCUAAUUAGAUUCCAAAGUGGAAAAUGUAUGUUUACUGUGUUAUAUAUAAACAUACUACAGCCAUUUUAGAAAAUGGCAAAAGCACACAUUUGAUUGAUUUCUUUUCCUGUUUUCAUUUUGAGCCUGUUACAUAAAUCUAAGAUAAUGCUAGCCUUUUUUAAAAAAAAUCUCUGCUUUUCUACAGAGAAGAACUAGCACUUUGGAAUAGUAACGUUUAAAAAGAAAAGUAAUAUAGAAUUUUGCAAAUCACAGGGGGAAUAAAAUAUUGUAAUGGGAGAAAGUUAAUUCAUUUUUUAAAAAUCAUACCACUGCCAAAGAAUUUAUAUAUAGAAUUUAUCACAACCUUCUAAGUAUGCUUGUCCUGAAGGAGAUUUGAAAAUUUACUUUUUAUACUGUUUGUAGGUUUAGCUUGCUUCUUAAUGUACUGUAGAUAAGCACAGAUCUAGAAUAACUGGAUCUUGCUGGUCAAGGGCUUGAAUUUCCACAUAAGGGAGAGCUCUUGCAGGAGUACUGGGCACAGCAAAGAACCUCAGCCAAGUGCUUGGGUCACUUCUAAACUUGGCUGGCACACCCCUCCAUAAUGUCAUUCAGCCCUUUGGAUCUCAUUUGACUUUAGAAGUGACUGUGCAGUUUGCCUGACAGUGCUUCUCUACAUUGCCCAAAGUUGCUCUGUACAUCAAGGAGUCAGUAGUAGGAGCCACUCAUGCUUCUGCAGGUCCUGCUCUGCCAACAUAAAAGUUAGCACUUUUUCAGGAGAAUAGCUGAACAUAGAUGUUCAGAGACAACUUAGGGUGGUAGUAGAUAGCUCCUUGUUUCUUCUUCCACCCAGCCUCUCUUCUCUUUUAAAACAAAGGUUGGUGUCCCACCCUGGGUGCUCAGCUACACAAAGCUUCCCUGUCCUUACCCUAACAGUGAUCAUGUUGCAUCAGCUUGGCCACAGCAUUAAAUGUCCACGAUUUGUUUCUAAAAUAAGUUGUGCACAAUGGCCCAGUUAGCCAUUAUACUAGAAUGCCCAACAUAGUGACAAAUACUAAAGAAAAGUACUUAAACUUUUACAUAUCUUGGUCCAUUGACACUUGCCUGUCGGCCCUGUUUUACUGACUAGUGGAUCCUCAUCCUGCAAAGUAGUGGCAAACAGAAGACCUGAAGGUACUCAUUUCAUGGCUUCUGUUGCCAGGAGCUCAAGUGUAAUGAGUUGCAUGGCCCCAAGGAGAGUUAUCAAGGAAAAUUCUACAUCCAGUGGACAGCUAACCUGAGCAACAUUCAGUGAAUAUAUUGCGCAGGCUAUAUGAGUAAGGCUAAAGCACAAGAAACUGAUAAUUAGGCAUGUUACAACAAGUUCUAAGAAUGUUUCCACACUGGGCCUGAUAGUGCUACUGAGGCAUUCCUUUCCUAUAUUAAAUAGGAACAAUUGAAAUAAGUGUAAAGUUGCCAUUUUUGUAAAAGGCAAGAAAAAUGAGAUUGCUUUGAUUGCAAAGAAUAAUCAAGGCUCUUCAUAACCCUAACUGUCUAUGCAAAUAAAGGCUUGCUGAAAAAAAAAUAACCCUAAGUGGGAACAGAAAUUAAAUAAUUAAGAGCUCAAUGAGGAAUAGUGCAGCCAGAUGAGUUAACAAGAAGCAACUAAUUAAUAUGCACAACUCUCUUUAGAACCAAAGAAGAAUCCUGUUGGAUCAAACCAAUGGUCUCUCUAGUCCACUCUCCUUUUUCUCACAGUGGCCAACCAGAUUCUUCUGGGAAGUCUAAAGGCAGGGCAAAAAAACAACAAUGUUCUUCCUGCUGUUGCCGUGUUCCAUCCCCCAGCAACUGGUUUCAGAUGAAAACCACUGCUGAACAUAGAUGUUCAGCGACAACUUAGGGUGGUAGUAGAUAGCUCAAUGAAAAGGUUAACCCAGUGUGUGGCUGCUGUGAGAAAGGCAAAUUCCAUGCUGGGCAUAAUUAGACAUGGAAUAGAGACUAAAACUACUGCUAUCAUACUGCCCUUGCACAAAACUAUGGUGAGACUACACUUAGAAUACAGUGUACAGUUCUGAUCACUACACCUAAAAAUGGAUACUGCAAAACUUGGGAAGGUGCAGAAAAGAGCAACCAAAAUGAUCAGGGGGCUAGAGCAAUUGUUUUGAGGAGUGGUUAAAAUGCUCAGUGCUAUUUAGCUUAGAAAAAAAGGUAGGUGAGGGGAGACAUGACAGAGGUCUGUAAAAUUAUGCAUAGUGUAGAGAAAGUGGACAGGGAAAUCUUUUCUCCCUCUCUCAUAAUACUGGAACACAGGGCCAUCUGGUGAAGCUGACGGGUGACAGAUUCAAAACAGACAAAAAGAAGUACGUUUUCACACAAUCAUAGACUGAUUCCGC